Acanthaster planci (crown-of-thorns starfish) is the source of this 9719-nucleotide messenger RNA. RefSeq names its product copper-transporting ATPase 2-like. Gene Ontology annotation, molecular function: ATP hydrolysis activity; P-type divalent copper transporter activity; copper ion binding. Gene Ontology annotation, cellular component: trans-Golgi network; plasma membrane. Gene Ontology annotation, biological process: intracellular copper ion homeostasis; copper ion import; copper ion export. The record is from RefSeq and is a predicted model, not a curated record. Lineage: Eukaryota; Metazoa; Echinodermata; Asteroidea; Valvatida; Acanthasteridae.
AGAGGUGCAGAGCACAUCAUGAGGGCGCCAUUCAACUCUGACCACACAAAACACCCGACUCAUUCUUUGUCACCACAGUGCCAAGGAUCUCUGCAUUCGUGGCCACUGCCGCAUAACCACCCAUUCUCUGCAGUGGGGUCAAAGGACUGUUGUGUUGUACAGUGAAGCACGCUGCAGUGCAGUCACACAGAUAUGUUUACGGGGAACAGGGAUCUGUGUUCUUGGAAUCAAAUAACAGUUUGUCGUCUUUCAUCGCCUGUGAUACCUGCGCCACGUAUAUUGAAAAUGAUGAUAUCUAUCCGAUUUGACUUCAGCCGACACCGAUGACUGUUCUUUUUCCAAGAACCCAGUUUUGUUCUUGAUAGUUAAAGCUGCGUUUGUGCACACUUACUAUAGGGCAUUGUCCUCAUUAUUAGGGAAUAGCUUAUCCACGUGAAAUAUUUUGAAUGAUGGUGAUGUCAUCAUGUUAACGGUCAGCAGGAAUUACUUUUUUGAAAAUGUGGGUUUUGAUUUAUUGGGGUAUUUGUGGGAUUGGGGAUAAAAACAUUGUUGAUGACAAGCACAUACAUGCUGAAAACUUGCAAGUCACUGACAAUUUAUCGAAGAAGUUGAACAGAAAUGUAUAGUGCGCUAGUGAAAAAGGCCAAGUUUUUAAAACUGAAAUUGUGUUCAAAAUCAAGGCAGAAGUCAUUUGAAAGGAGAAAAUCUUUUUAAGAACCAAAAAGAUGCGUCCAAAACUAAAAUGUACACAGUCAUCAUUCAAACAUUUCCACAGGAGUAAUGUCUCACAAACGAAUAUGCUUUCAUAUUUGCCAGCUGGGCUUUCAAUAUGUUCAGGUAUGCUUGUCAACAUGCUUUACCUUUGAGAUGUUGAGCACUAUUGGCCAGUGUCUUUGUAAACAAACUUUGUGCUGAAAUUAACAAAUAUGCUGGGAGUUUAGCCACAAAGGGUACUCUUUGUACAACCAGAACAGGUUUGAUGUGAGGCAGUGAGAAAUUUGUUGCUUCCAUCCACAUUUUGAAUAUUCAAACGGCUGUGGAUAUGCAUCACGUAAACAAAGAGAUUUACCCAAUGUGAAAUUGGCCUCCACUUUAAUUGUUUUCUGUUUAAAUUAAAGACAAAGUACUAAACACAAUAUAACUCAUAUAACACCACAUACAAGUAAAUUCAAUUCAGUAACUACAUAAAUUCCAAGGUGCCUCUUGAAAAGAUACAUGUACAUUCGUGCAUCUCCUAUACAUGUUCAUGAAAUUAUGUUAUUUUUCAAACAUUGAUUCCAACAGCUUGUUCUCAUAGUUUGUUUUUGCAGAUAUGCACAAAAUGGGAUAUACAAAUAGGUUUUGGGAAAACAUAUGUGACCUCAGUUACAACAUUCUCGGGCAAGUUAGCUCAAGACCAUUAGUUAACCAGUGUUUGGUUUGUGAUGUACCUGGUGCAUGUGCAGUGAAGUUGAAGUGCGAACAACCCUAGUCAACUGUUGUCAGGUCAUUAGGUGGCCUCGGGAAGGGCAAAUUGCAAAUAUGAAAGUGAAUGUGGUUGUUAACUAGUGACAUGGUGUUUCUCUCUGGCAUGUUUCUUAUAACUGGUCCUCUCUGCACUGUGGUAACAGAAAUGGGUUGGUGGCAACCAAUGACGCGACCAACCUCUUUAGGCUGGUCGCGAAUAGUUGACUUGUCUAGUCCAACCAUCGUGGACUAAGGUGAGUUCGAUGAGAGAUAGUCAAAAUAUGGUUAACUAUGGUCCUUGAUCGAAUUGCCCCUCAAUGAAAACAAUUACUGAACAACAGUCACUUGCUCAAACAAUGAUUAACUGAAAUUCGUAAUGGAGUUGCAGUUUUGGCAGCAAUAUGGACAAGUUUGUUUGUUGAUAAUACUUUAAGCUACAUAUGUUCCCAAGUUUCCUUUUGUGGACGGGACUUUUCCAGCAGCAAAGUUAUUAAUCAUUAACCCUAACCCUCCUCAAUCCUUCACCUGUUGGAGGACUGAGGAGUGUUAGGGUUAAUGAUGAACGACAGUAAUUUCCAAGGUGGUUUUGUUAUUUUUUCACUUUCUUUUCUCUGUGUGUCCACUUUUCAUUUGUUUUUUUCAAUUUUACCAGAGAGGGAAAAGUUUAAGGUGUUUGACUGACUCUCAGGGUGCUCCAAAAUCAAAAAAGUAGAGUAAUUCCAAGUUUAGAAUUGAUUCUUUCUGAUUCUGCUGUUUUGUCACCAGCAAAGUCAACUUUAGAAUAGGCCAUCAGGGAAAGCACAUGUUGAACGUUCCAGGUUGUUCCAGUAUUAGAGGAGAUAUUUUCCAUGUAAGCAGGACGUAUAAAAAAAUUAAAAUUCUAGCGAAGUUGUGUAGAAACUCACAAAGCCCCUGCAGAUUUUUGUUCGGAACAUUCAUACAUAAACACAUGCUCAUAAAUAUGCAUUCUAUUUUGCAUAUAUUGCACUGUUCAUCAGACAUACAUUUUAAGCAAAUAUGGUUUUAUCAUAUAGCCAAGCCAAGCGCUUGACACACAGAGUUUUAUUUCUUGUCCAUUUCAAUCCAGUCUGCACAUAUGCCUUGAUUUUAUCCCAAUCCUUUGGGCUCUAUUCAACUGACACUUCCCACAGUCAUUAAAAGUUGCAUCUAUGAAACAAAAUCAGUAAUAGGGUCAUCUACGUAGACAACACAGCCUACCCCUGCUACUCCUCUGUGGUGGUAUCAACAAGUUAAGAAAAGAGAAAAAAUUGAAAGUUCUACAGAAUCUGACAACAGCUUUUUAUUUCCAUAUUGGCAACAUUUUCCAGAAGUUACAGAUAUUUCACCAACACCUACCAAGACAUCUGUUUCUAAACACUGAAACCAUAACUGGUAACUAAAGCCUGGUUUCCAUUCCGACGUCUGCAACGCAGAGAGCAAUGUAAUCAAGACGCAAACUGCAACGCAGACAUGUGGAAACGUGUCAAACGGAAGUGUCACCGACAAUGCAGACAAAUGCAAACCAGCCCAAGUUGAGCCAGGUUAGACUAUCUGCGAUGUGUAGCCAUGGUACCGUCAUAUAAACACUCACACUAGCAUGACCGUGUACAACAAUGUCCCUCUCACGGAUACGUAGUUCCACAAAUUUUGCCCAUUUUCUUCUUAAUAUGCUUAAAUACUAUGCCCCAUUAAUCAACUAAAUAGUUUCGGAGUUUCUGAUGCCGUUCGUUUCAAUUUUUGGGUGGAAUUACGUCAUGCACGUCUGGGGCCAUGUCUUGCUUCCCGUCUGUGUUACAGAUGACCAUAUGGAAACCAUGUCUUAUUUUGGCCCAUUAUAUACUUCAUACUACCUGGAGUAGUCAGGUUAUUGUAGAAAUACUUACUGAUCUCCAUGCUAAAAAAAUUAAAGCCAGGCUUAUACCAUCACCAGGUGAACUUGGGCAGAAGGAACUGUAGAUCUGUUGAUGCCUCAGUAGUCAGUCAAUGGUAAACGCACGGUUUCACGGCUUACUUCAUUAUGUGUACUUUAAGCAGCCAGCCAAUUGAGCAAGGUGUCAGAUAUUGACCCCUCUGGUGAGUUCCUCACCCAAGUACGGUAACUUCCUGUGUUGUGUGGAUUUGUCGAAGGAGAUGUGAUUGAAGAGGCAGCUGUGUGACCUUGGUACUUUUGUCAGAGAUUUUGCUGCACCCACCAGUGCUUUACAAGUGUUCUGCUCCGGUCCAUGGAAUGACCUGUGAGAAUUGCACCUGGUCCAUCAAAGAACACUUGGCAAAAGUAAACGGGGUGGCCAGCGUUUCGGUGUCCCUUGAAAAGGAAAUGGCAGCUGUCCAUUUUUAUCCUGAGGAAGUCAGCCCGCAAGAGCUGCAGGAAGCCAUCAAUGACACGGGGUACGAGGCCGAACUUCAAGGACGGAGACCUUGUCUUCAACACAAGGAGGAUCUCCACCAUCCGAGAAUAGAGGAAGAAGGAAGUGAACUACAAUCACUCUUAGCAAACAGAGAUGAACUCGUGUCAAGCAGGAAAGGCGAAGGAGCAUCUGAAGACACAGAGGGAGCAGGAGGAUCUAUCGAGAUGGUGAGGUUCUCAAGUAAGGAUGGAUCCGACGAGGAGCGGGCAACCAUUAAAAUCUCUGGCCAGAACAAAUACCAGGCGCUGAGCAGCAAGAGCCAAGAGGAAAAAUGCGUGCUGAGGGUGACGGGGAUGACCUGUGCCUCCUGCGUGGCUACCAUCGAGAAAACCCUGGUCAAGCAUCGAGGGAUCAGAACAGCCCUUGUUGCCUUAAUGGCACAAAAGGCCGAGGUGACUUACGACCCUGAUGUCAUGACACCAGCAGAAAUCCGAGAAAUGAUUGAUGACAUGGGCUUUGAUGCCGAGGUUCUUGAGGAGAAGAAUCAGGGUGGGAUUGAAACAUUGAAGUUGACGAUUUCUGGCAUGCAUUGUGCGUCUUGUGUAAAGAACAUUGAAUCCCUGGUAAUGCGCAUCAAGGGGGUGACGCACGCAUCGGUGGCACUGUCCACGUGCCGGGGUGAAUUCAAAUACAACUCCAGUGAUGCAGGGCCUCGGGCCAUUAUCAAAGCUAUUGAGGAAGCCGGUUUUGAAUGCAAGCUUGCCACGGACGAGGCCCAUGCCUCCACUGCUCUACAGCAGCAGAAGACUGUCAAGAAAUGGCGCAACUCCUUCCUGGUCUCCCUCAUCUUUGGCCUCCCUGUCAUGGCCACCAUGAUCUACUUCAUGAUCCAGAAAGACCAGAAGGAGAACCUGAUCCUGUUGCCGGGGCUGUCCCUGGAAAACCUCAUCCUCUUCGUCCUAUCGUCCAUUGUUCAGUUUGUUGGAGGGAGGUACUUCUACGUUCAGGCCUACAGGGCAGUGCGCCACAAGACGGCCAACAUGGACGUUCUGAUUGUCAUGGCAACUCUGAUUGCCUACUUCUACUCUGUGGUGGUGGUGGCUGUUGCCAUGAUCAAGAAGGACGAAGGGAGCCCAGUCACCUUCUUUGAGACUCCGCCCAUGCUGCUUAUGUUCAUCAACCUUGGUAGAUGGCUGGAGAGCAUUGCUAAGAUGAAGACAUCAGAUGCGCUCUCCAAACUGAUGUCCCUGCAGCCUGCUGAAGCAAACCUCGUCACUGUCGGAGAAGAGCUUCAGGUGACGAGCGAACGCUCCAUCAGUGUGGAGCUGGUAGAAAGGGGGGACAUUCUGAAAGUAGUCCCUGGUGGGAAGAUUCCAGUGGACGGGAAAGUGAUUGAUGGCUUGUCAGCGGCUGAUGAAUCAUUGAUCACAGGAGAGUCCAUGCCAGUGUACAAGAAACCAGGGAGUAUUAUGAUCGGCGGCUCCAUCAAUCAAACGGGCACCAUACUGAUGGAGGCGACCCAUGUUGGUGCAGACACAACUCUGGCUCAGAUCGUCAAGCUGGUUGAAGAUGCGCAGACCUCCAAGGCCCCCAUCCAGCAGAUAGCUGACAAGAUAGCUGGUGUGUUUGUACCCGGUAUCCUAGUGUUGUCAAGUCUCACACUGGCGAUAUGGAUUGCAAUUGGAAUGACCCACCCAGACUUGAUCCCAAAGCAAAACCCACGUGGUGCUAACCAUACCACCGAGAACACCAUUCAGUUCUCUUUCCAAGUGGCCAUCUCUGUCCUGGCUAUAGCCUGCCCCUGCGCCCUGGGCCUGGCCACCCCUACGGCCGUAAUGGUGGGAACCGGAAUAGGGGCCCGCAUGGGCAUCUUGAUCAAAGGAGGGGAGCCACUUGAACUCGCUCGGAGGUUGAAGACCAUCAUUUUUGACAAGACUGGUACAAUAACCUAUGGCAUCCCCCGUGUUAUGCGUACCAUGGUCUUUGUGCCUAUCUCGGAGAUCAGCGAAGAGGAGUUCUUAGCCAUAGUUGGCACGGCCGAGGCAAGCAGUGAACAUCCUUUGGGUGCGGCCGUGACCAGACAUGCCAAAGAGAUGCUAGAGUCUGACGUAGUAGGCAAGUGCUCCAACUUCAGUGCUGAGCCUGGCUACGGUCUCCAGUGCACAGUCACAAAGAUCAGUGCUAUGCUGAAUGCCAAAAUGAAUAAACAAAAUGCCCAAAGUGGCUCUGAGGUUACCUCUGCGUCUAACAAGGAGGCCAAUGAUCCUGACGAGAUAACCCAAGAGGAUGACUCCAGCAUCUAUGAGGUGCUGAUCGGCAACAGAGAAUGGAUGAAGAAAAACUACCUGGAUGUGACAGACGAGAUGAGCCACUCCAUGACCCAAUAUGAAGCCCUUGGACAAACGGCUGUACUGGUCGCCAUCAAUGGUGUCAUAGCUGGAAUGAUCACUAUUGCCGACGCAGUCAAAGAGGAAGCUAAGCUGGCAGUGAAGGUUCUGAAGGACAUGGGGCUGGAUGUCGUCCUGCUGACCGGUGACAAUAAGAAGACAGCUGAUGCUAUCGCGACACAGGUUGGCAUCACCAAGGUUUUUGCUCAGGUCCUGCCCAAGAACAAAGUCGAAAAAGUGGAAGAGAUCCAGCUGGAAGGUCGCAAGGUGGCCAUGGUGGGCGACGGGGUGAACGACUCGCCAGCCCUGGUCAAAGCGGAUGUGGGUAUUGCCAUAGGAACGGGCACAGAUGUUGCCAUGGAGGCAGGAGAUAUUGUCCUCAUCAAGAAUAAUCUCUUGGAUGUGGCAGCCGCCAUUGACUUAUCCAAGUGCACUGUUCGCCGAAUCUACAUCAACUUUUUCUUUGCUAUCGUGUACAAUGCCGUGGGCAUCCCUAUCGCUGCUGGAGUGCUGGCUCCUGUGGGUCUGCUCCUGAGGCCCUGGAUGGCCUCCGCUGCCAUGGCAAUGUCCUCUGUCUCUGUGGUGCUAUCAUCCCUCUUCUUGAAGUUUUACAAGAAGCCAACGUACAAGAACAGAGUUGCUGCCAAAGAAAAUGUGCCAGAAAAUGUGUAAUUGAGUUUGCAAGAUCACCUUCACUGGCUAAAAAAAAGUGUGAAGUACAUCAAGGGUUUUUGCUAGAGGGAAGAUAGGGAUGUGACAUCCUUCUACAGAUUUGUACAUUUUUGUCAACAAAUCAUUAUUAUAGAGGCUUGCAUUGAAGCCAUCUUGCAUGGCAAUUGUUUUGUUCCAUUGGGAAACCUCCUUUGUGCACACCCUGUGGAACAAAAGCACGGUCCUGCAAGAUGGCAGCCAUGCAAACCCUCUUUUGUCAGUAGCAUUGCAAAAGAAUCUUGUGACUGACUGUUACGUACUGUUCAUUUCUGUGCAUUUUCAACAGCACCCCAUUAAAAAUUAUUUGCCGAUUCGCCAAUUUGGGGACACAUUCCCCCAUUCAACUUGAUCUAGAAUUGCCCUUGUACGUGCAGUGUGUACGUCAGAUGGCAAAUUGUUUUGUAUUACACAAAGUAAAGCAUUUUUCACAGUUCACACAGCUGUCAGUGCCAGUUUUUAAUUAUAUUUUUCCAGAAAUGCUGUUUUUGAGCAAUAAGCUCCACAAGAAUAAACAUGAAUUAAAAAAAAAAGAGAAAAAUUACCAUUUUUACUUCGUGGCAGUUGACAGCAGUGCUUAUAAUAUUUUGUGUACAAAGUCAUAGUUACUUUUCCACUAAAGAUCAAACUGACAUUCUGUGUAUCUUUAAUGAGGAAUCUGACCACAUGUCCCCCAUUACAAGGGACAAAGAGAAAAGGUGCGCCAACAUAAACACCAUUGCUGUCAAUAUAUAUAUUGUACCUGGUACCCACGCAAAGACCCUAUUGGUUUGGGCAUUCUGUCCUGAAAUGACUUGUUCUCCAAGUUAAAUGCAUGUAAGCAGGUUCCCUUGGUGUCCUUGGGGACAUAGCACCUAGUAACAAGGUACCCUUUCUUGAGCUGUGAAGCUUUUCCUGGUGAAAGUAGCAAGUUAAACAGUUUCUGGUAGCACCAUGCGAGCAUAUCCCUCUAUUCGCUCAGCACAGCGGUAUCUGUGAAUGGUGCUACUUUUUACUUUAUUUGCACUUUUUCUGUUUAUGCACAAAUUCCACAGACCCAUAGGGAUUUAUCACUUCGAAAUGAAUUUUUACAAAAUCCCAGUAAUGGAUAUCUGCCAUUAAACUAUUCAUAUUUUGUUCUAUUUUUGAUAUUUCCUUUAUAUUUUAGUUUGUAUAGUUUCUAUACUUAUUAGUCUAAGCAAUCUCAAUUGUUUUGUUGCAAAGCAUUGUACAUUGUACACAGAACAACACUUAAUGAUUGAAAUAGGUUGUUAUACUUGAGCAGGGCAUCCAAAUAUACUUGGAGACGGCAAUAGAAUGUUUGGCUUUUUAAUAGUGGACAGCCAUUUUUAAAAUGCACAUCUAUAUGCUUAAACCAUCUUCACUUUAGAAUUGACCAAUCACAUGGUGGUCGUGUAGCGUAAGGUGAUUAAUAUAUCAAUGAAAUAUGGCUGUAAGGAUGUUAUAAUUAUAUUCACUUGUCUUGAUAGUUUAUAUUAAUGCAUGUCAUAGUGCUUCCGUUUUUCCCACAGCAUAAAUACAUUUCUCUGAAUUUCAAAAUAUAUGUACAUCUAUGAUUUUUAAACAGCAUUGAUAAUUUGUUUUGCAACUCCCAUGGAUCCCUAGUCAGACUGAUCACUAUUUACACGUAAGUAUCUGUAUGAAGUGGCAUACAUGUACGUGUAUAUUUGACACCAUGUACAGCUACUAUGUGGCUCACGUUGUGUUGGUGCUGGCCAAAAGGUUCACCCAAUUAGAAUGUGAUUGCCAAAAUAAUGAAUAGUUUACAUCGUACUGAGAGACUGAUGUGCAUUAUUAAAACCGACUAUUGAUGUAACAUCUGUGUCAAUAUUGCUUGGAUUUAUAAAAUUUGUGCAGUUUAUGAUGGUAACCCAUUGAAACAAAACUUUUUUAAUAUGAACGAGGUUUUCUGAAGCAGAUUUAAUUCACUCUGCCGAAAAGUGUUGUAAAAAAUUUCGGAGAGGCUUGUGUUUAGUAAGAAAUUUGCUCAUAUUACCUGGUAAAAAUUUGAGAAGUUUGUUUAAUAUUUUCACGUGAUAUCAGAAGGGUUAGGGUUAUUACUAUCCAUCAGAGUCAAAGUAUGGAUUUGAGUUCUUCACGGAUGAAUUUCUUCAUUGUACACUACAUGUGUCCAUAGUAGAUUGUUGAGGAUAAUGCCUGUUUUUUAAAAAAAAAAAUGGAUUGUUUUUAGCAAUGGCAUUGUAAUCCUAGACGAACUUGGCUUAACUCGAACUGUAUCAGGCAAUUAUGCUUCAAAUUUCUAUUGCUUGCAGCAAAGGCAGUAAUUUCAGAGAGAAUUGAAUCAGGAUUUUUCUCUUAGAAAUAUGUGAAGUAUAUCAGCCAAAUAAUUGAUAUAAUUGCCUUGUUUAAAGAUGCAUGGUCUGUGUUAAGUGUUAAGUAUUGGUGACAGGUAUGACCUUGCAAGAAUAAUUACAGCUUUUGUUAUUUUCUGAUAAUUGUAUCAAGUUUUCUGAGCAUUUGGUUUCAAACACCAUCUGUAGGGUAAGGAAUUAACUACUAAGUUUGGUACGAGUUUGCAAUUUUUGUGGCGUUGGCUAAAAGCUUGGUUUUGAGAACCUGAAGUUAAUUUGCAAAUUUGGCAGUGGGACAAGUCAUGCUGCCAUCUUUUGUCUGAUUAUGAAAGAAACCUUUCAAUCUUUGUUUCCUCUCCACAGACUGACCUGAAUUUUAUUUGCAGGGGCUGUUCUACACAUACAUGUAACGAUAACUUGGCCUGAGUAUUUAAUGCUGUAAUAACUUUGUGAAGAAAGAAUUAUAUUAGUAUUUAAUAAAUGUUUAAAUGUAUCUCUGAAGGAUAUGCCAAAUUCAA